AUGCAGAAAGGAAGCAAUGAGGGUGGUAGCAGCAGCAAUCAUGGCAUAGCCAGUGGAGGUUAUCGUGAUAUGAAAUACAUAGAAGACUAUGAUUACAAGUUCUGUGAGGAAGUAAGCAAGUAUGAAAAGUUGGCUAAGAUUGGACAAGGCACAUUUGGUGAAGUGUUCAAGGCCAGGCACAAGAAAACCAAGCACUUUGUGGCUUUGAAGAAAGUGCUGAUGGAGAAUGAGAAGGAAGGUUUUCCUAUUACUGCUCUUAGGGAGAUCAAAAUUUUGCAGCAAUUGCAUCAUGAUAAUGUUGUCAAUCUCAUUGAGAUUUGCCGCACCAAAGCCACUCAAUUCAAUCGCUUCCGCAGCACAUUCUUUUUAGUCUUUGACUUUUGUGAGCAUGACCUUGCAGGUCUAUUGUCCAAUGUAAAUGUGAAAUUUGGUCUUGGGGAGAUCAAGCAGGUUAUGAAGCAGCUCCUAGAUGGCCUCUUCUACAUUCAUCAUAAUAAGAUUCUUCAUCGUGAUAUGAAGGCCGCCAAUAUCCUCAUUACAAAGAGUGGUGUCUUGAAGUUAGCUGACUUUGGUCUUGCUCGAGCCAUUAGCUUGAGCAAAAACAAGAAUGUGGCCUACACGAACCGAGUGGUGACGCUCUGGUAUCGUCCCCCUGAACUGCUUUUGGGGGAAAGAUCUUAUGGGCCUCCUGUGGAUAUGUGGGGUGCUGGAUGCAUCAUGGCAGAGAUGUGGACACGAACUCCCAUCAUGCAAGGGAACACAGAACAGCAUCAGCUCACAUUGAUCUGCCAGCUUUGUGGUUCUAUUACUCCAGAAGUUUGGCCUGAUGUAGAGAAGCUGGAACUUUACAACAAAAUGGAGAUUCCCCAAGGACAGAAGAGGAAGGUGAAGGAAAGGUUGAAGCCAUAUGUGAAAGAUCAGAAAGCCAUUGAGCUCCUGGACAAGUUGCUCACUUUAGAUCCUAGCAAGAGGAUUGACAGUGAUAAUGCCUUGAUAUAUUUCAAGAUGAACAUCUCAGGUCCACCAGGAGGCAUGGGCACCCCACCAGGUGCAUAUGGAAUGCCCUCCCCAGUGAAUAGACCCAUGGGUCAGAUGCCUAAUGCUGUACGUGUUGCUGCAUCUAAUCUCCAACAAAAUGCAUCUAUUGAUGUUGGGUCCUUGAAAGCCGCUGAGCAGCCACCAUUGAAGUUUGAUAAGGCAUUAGAAGACUUCUAUUCUACCUGUGAUGAAAUGGAGCUGCAUUUGAGGAUAGCACAAGCAAGUUGGAGCCAGGCACUCCGAAGUCAGCGCUACACUCCAGUCCCAGUUGCCAACACAAGGAUGGACACCAAUGCAAGUUCUGAGGCCAUCACCUAUCAACAGUAUGUGAGUACAGUCAAGAGCCAAGUUGCCUACAUUCAAGAGAUUCAUGACUCCCUUAUGGAACUGGCCAAGUCCAUUACAUCAGAAUGAACCUGUGUAUUGCAUGUGUGCAUGAAAUGAAUGAAUGGCACAUCUGUUGAAAAAAGAAAUGCAUUUAAUUUGGAGAAAAAUUUCUGAGAAAUGCUCGUGAUAUAAAGUUGUGUACAAC
Messenger RNA from Darwinula stevensoni, 1570 nucleotides. The record is from the annotation of a GenBank genome assembly. NCBI's taxonomy places the organism in Eukaryota, Metazoa, Arthropoda, Ostracoda, Podocopida, Darwinulidae.